Dalotia coriaria is the source of this 1136-nucleotide messenger RNA. RefSeq names its product Cyclin-dependent kinase 1 (gene Cdk1). NCBI's taxonomy places the organism in Eukaryota, Metazoa, Arthropoda, Insecta, Coleoptera, Staphylinidae. Gene Ontology annotation, molecular function: cyclin-dependent protein serine/threonine kinase activity; ATP binding. Gene Ontology annotation, biological process: mitotic G2 DNA damage checkpoint signaling; protein phosphorylation; G2/M transition of mitotic cell cycle. The record is from RefSeq and is a predicted model, not a curated record. The coding region runs from base 157 to 1053 and encodes 298 amino acids. The transcript has 3 exons. Gene Ontology annotation, cellular component: nucleus.
AAAUGGCGUUGCAUUUGUCGCUGUGAUCGUAGUUGUUUGAAAUUUGAUUUUAAACCGUCACUUUUAUAACCUCUGUGUGGCGCCGGUUAAACGGUUCUUUUGCUCUCGCACGGAGAAGUGUAUUAUUUAAGAAGUUACGCACACGUUUUCGCGACAAUGGAAGACUUUGUGAAACUCGAGAAAAUCGGAGAAGGUACGUACGGUGUGGUCUAUCGUGGUAAGAACAAGAAGACGGGGAAAAUGGUAGCCAUGAAAAAAAUUCGUUUGGAAUCUGAGGAUGAAGGUGUUCCAUCAACAGCCAUCAGAGAAAUAUCAUUGUUAAAAGAAUUAGAGCACCCAAAUAUUGUCUCAUUGCAGGACGUGAUUAUGGAGGAACAAAAAUUGUACCUAAUUUUUGAAUAUUUAAACAUGGAUCUCAAGAGGUACAUUGAUAAAUUUAAGAAUGGUUCUGCUAUGGAUCCAAAGCUUGUGAAGAGUUACUUGCACCAAAUAAAUGAGGCAAUUUUGUUUUGUCAUCAGAGAAGAGUGCUGCACAGGGAUUUAAAACCACAAAACUUGUUAAUUACAACAGAUGGAACAAUCAAGGUAGCUGAUUUUGGUUUGGGUCGUGCAUUUGGCGUCCCGGUACGUGUUUAUACACACGAAGUCGUCACGUUGUGGUACCGCGCCCCGGAAAUCCUACUUGGUUCGGCAAGAUACUCUUGCCCCAUUGACAUGUGGUCAUUGGGAUGCAUUUUUGCCGAAAUGGCAACAUCUCGCCCACUCUUCCAGGGCGAUUCUGAAAUCGAUCAACUUUUCCGUAUUUUCCGGGUGCUGAAAACACCGACGGAAGAAAUUUGGCCUGGUAUUUCUAGCAUGCCUGAUUACAAAGCUACAUUCCCAGGUUGGAAUUCAUAUAAUUUGCCUGCACAAGUGAAGAACAUGGAACCGAAAGGCGUGGAACUGUUGCAGAAGAUGUUGAUCUACAAUCCUUCGUUGCGUAUCACAGCGAAGAAAAUAGCACUUGAUCCUUACUUUGAUGAUCUGGACAGAUCUGUCAAACCACAAAUGUGAGCCGUAUCUCAUUCGAUUUCGACAUCAUUUUCCAUUAUUUAUAAUACUGUAUUAACAUUAAUAUUCAGUUUACUUUUAUUGAA